AUGCCAGGCCCCGUAGUGCCCGCGCGGCGCCAGCCCCGCGUGCGCCUUUCCAACUUUCAGCAAGCCAAAACGAGUGCGACACCGCCACCCGUGCAGCCGGCCCAACGUUCCAGAUACACUUGUUGCGAAUCCCCCGAGAUUGGCGAAGAUGAUGGCAGGACCGUCUGCUUCAACUGCGCUACGGUCCACGACGAAAGCAAUAUCGUUUCCGAGAUCACGUUCGGCGAAACCUCCGGCGGCCGCGCCAUGGUUCACGGAGGCACAGUUGGAAACGAUCAACGGCAUGCGAAUAGCAUGGGCGGACAAGCUUCGGGGAUCAGCGGUGGCGACAGCGGCCAGACCACUGCGGAUAGGGGCAAGAGCGCCAUCAACAGCAUCUGCUCCAAAAUCAACCUUCCGUCAGACGGCGUUAUCGCCAUCAAUGCCAAGAAGUGGUAUCAACUCGCACUCAACCACAGCUUCGUCCAGGGUCGCGGUAUCUUCAAGGUCGCCGCUGCUGCCAUCUACCUCGCUUCCCGAAGACACAAAGGGAGCACCGUGCUGCUCAUGGACCUAGCCGAGAGCAUACAGGUCAAUGUCUGGAAUCUCGGGACCGUGUACAGGUCAUUCUGCCAGGUGCUUAUGGCGGAUGACUCGUCGGGAGUCAAUGGGAAUGACGUUCUCGAGAUCGAGCCGCUCAUGCUGAAGUUCUGCCAGAGGCUCGAGUUCGACCAAGAUUCGCACAGAGUGGCUGCCGAUGCUUGCCUGAUCCUGAAGCGAAUGUCAAGAGACUGGAUGGUGCAAGGACGCAACCCUGCAGGCUUGUGUGGCGCAUGCAUUAUCCUCGCUGCCCGCAUGAACAACUUCCGCCGUACCGUUCGAGAAGUCGUUUACGUCGUCAAGGUCGCCGAUACUACCAUUAACCAACGUCUCUACGAGUACAGACGCACGCAAAGUUCCCAACUCACCGUAAAGCAAUUCCGAGAAUAUGCACCGCUGUUGAAGACUAAGAUUGCUCCUCCUGCAGUCUACUUGCGACAUGAGAGGGAACAGAGGGCUGAAGCACGAAAACGAAAAGUAUCCGAGCUUGAAACCGGCGAGCCUGAGAAUUUUGACGAACUAGAUGACACAGUGGAGGAUAUUCCUGAAGGCGCAACACCGCCGGUACCGAGUCAACCGACCAAGCGCCAGGCGGCUAUGAUGAAGAAACGUAAAUCUAAUAGCGGAGAGCCGUUGCCCACCCCAGCGCAAACCCAGAAUUCAGAUCAGGCGAACGGUGAGGGUACCGAAGACAUGGUCGUAGACGUCGAUGCUUUGGCCGCUUUGGCCGGAGAUGACAUUGAUGCGGGCCUAGACGCUUUGGCGAGCGCCGAGAAUGCGGCCGCGCCAGACGAGGAAGGUAUCGUCGUUCCGAAGAAGCGUGGACGCCCGAGGAAGAAGCGCCCUCUAGUAAUCGUCCCCGAAGAAGACCUAGAAGUAGAACACGAGCUUGAAGAGGAAAUGCUAGAGGCCAUGUCGAAGUGGGAAGACAUCUUCAAGGAGUUCAAAGAGAACGACAAUCACGCUACAUUCAUCGAUAGUCUCGAGAGGGCACGCAAACUCGUCGAACUGCACAAGCCCGACCGCAACGUAAAUAGCGAAGAAGAGAUUGGCGAAGAUGAAUUCCAGGGCGACCCAGACGUGGACUUCUGCGAAUUAUCUUAUGAGGAAUCUCAAGCCAAGGAGAGGAUUUGGCUCAUUGAGAAUGAGGACUGGCUUCGCCAGCAGCAAGAGAAGAUCCUCUUGAAAGCCCUCGAGGAGGCAAGAGGCAACCCGAAGAAGCCCAAGCAGAAGCGGCGAAAGCAACAGAUGGGCGAUGGUAGCAUACUCGAUGGCCAACCCGCUGCCAGCGCGCAGGAGGCUGCGAAGAAGAUGCUCCAGAAGCGUGCUAAGCACUUCAGUAGUCACAUCAACUACGAUGUUUUCAAAGAUAUCAUGCCUGGUGCGAGCGAUGCCUCAUCGGGUACCGCAACGCCCGCGGAGCAAGCAGCGACGCCUGCACCCGAGCAGCCGCCAGAGUCUGCCUACCAGGCUGUGCCGGCUGGUGAGGGUGACGACGGGGCUGAAGAGGAAGAGUACGGGGAGCAGUAUGCGGAGGAAGAGGAGGAUCUUGAGCACCAGUACCUGAGUGACGAGGAUCAAGGCUUUGACGAAAACGAGAACUACGAUUACUGA
This is a messenger RNA of Didymosphaeria variabile, 2193 nucleotides long. RefSeq names its product transcription factor TFIIIB subunit brf1 (gene BRF1). Gene Ontology annotation, molecular function: TBP-class protein binding; RNA polymerase III general transcription initiation factor activity; RNA polymerase III type 3 promoter sequence-specific DNA binding. The transcript has a single exon. The record is from RefSeq and is a predicted model, not a curated record. Bases 1 to 2193 code for a protein of 730 amino acids. Lineage: Eukaryota; Fungi; Ascomycota; Dothideomycetes; Pleosporales; Didymosphaeriaceae. Gene Ontology annotation, biological process: transcription by RNA polymerase III; DNA-templated transcription initiation; transcription preinitiation complex assembly. Gene Ontology annotation, cellular component: nucleus; transcription preinitiation complex; transcription factor TFIIIB complex.